AGUAAAGCGUAAUGGGUCACUUGCAGUUGGAUUUUCAUGCCAUUCCCAAGCUAUAUGGCCGGGAGAACUAUUGGCAAUGGCGCAUCCUCCUGAAGACCUAUCUGGAGGCCAACGAUCUGUGGAAGCACAAUGAACCCAAGGAGAGUCCUGAGAGUAAAUUCGUGAUUUUGGCCAGUGUUACAGCUGAUAAAAUUGAGCCACCCUACAAUGAGCAAACGUGUUCCUUCAUAUUCCAGGAUUUGGAGGGUCGAUUCGGUCCUUUUAGCUAAACUUAAAAUAUAAAAUGUUAUGGAGCCAACUGGGUUCGAAAUAUACGAGUAUUUUCCCAUCGAUCAUUGAUCUGGGGUUUUUAUGGCUUA
This is a messenger RNA of Drosophila eugracilis, 359 nucleotides long. RefSeq lists its product as uncharacterized. The transcript is spliced from 2 exons. Lineage: Eukaryota; Metazoa; Arthropoda; Insecta; Diptera; Drosophilidae. The coding region runs from base 12 to 269 and encodes 85 amino acids. The record is from RefSeq and is a predicted model, not a curated record.